GGCCAUGGCCGCUGUGGUAUCGGCGUUUCGGGGUCGGGGCCCGGAGGAGGGGAGUACCGUGGGCAACGUCGGGUCUAGGGCAGGGACAGCCAGGUGUCUGCUUUGCUGCUGAACCCCUAGGACUUGUCGUUAGGGAGCUGCAGGACGGCUUUGCCCAUUCUAGACGCGGUGGGGACUUUGCUGGGGCCGGUGGGCUGGUCCCGACCCGAGGGGGGCGGAUCACCGGCGUGGCCGCCGUCGGCGAGCCCGGGGUGAGCGGACGACGGCUUCGGCGGGCUUGUCCUCCUCCCCGCUGCCACCGGCGCGUUGGCUGUGUGUGGGAGGGGCGGCGGGGAGCGGGCCGUGGUACCGUCGUCCCCACGAUCCGUGCACCAUUGCCCCGUCUCCACCCACGAGGAGCUAGUGACUGUCAUCCAAGAACCCACAGAACCCACGGACUGGCACUUAAGACUGGCUCAAAGUUUUCUCUGCUGCCAGUGUCGGGGGGGGGGAAACAAGGUGUGUGUGGGGGGGGGCGGGGAGGCAGCUGUUUCCUGGUGCGUUCAAGAGCAACGGGCUCCGUGAACACAUCCGCGGUGGGGAGGCAGAAGCCACCGGAGAAGCCCACUUGUUCGCGGAACCCGCACACCUUUGGAAGUCACUGGAAUUUUGAAGUCUGGCGGCGGUGGGUUGACUACAGGAGGGCAGAAUGGAUGAUUUCAUCUCCAUUAGUCUGCUGUCUCUGUCUAUGUUGGUGGGAUGUUACGUGGCUGGGAUCAUUCCUUUGGCUGUGAAUUUCUCAGAGGAGCGACUGAAGCUGGUGACCGUUUUGGGUGCUGGCCUUCUCUGUGGCACUGCGCUGGCAGUCAUUGUGCCUGAAGGAGUGCAUGCACUUUAUGAAGAUAUCCUGGAAGGGAAACACCACCAAGCCAGUGGAUCGCAGAAUGUGUUUGCAUCAGACAAAGCAGUGGUCCAUGAACAUGAGCAUAGCCACGACCACACGAAGCUACAUGCCUACAUCGGUGUGUCUCUUGUCCUGGGCUUUGUUUUCAUGUUGCUGGUGGAUCAGAUUGGCAGCUCCCAUGUGCAUUCCACUGAUGAUCCAGAAACAGCAAGACCGAUCAGUUCCAAAAUCACUACCACACUGGGUCUAGUUGUCCAUGCUGCAGCGGAUGGUGUAGCUUUGGGAGCAGCAGCUUCUACUUCACAGACUAGUGUGCAGUUAAUUGUGUUUGUGGCAAUAAUGCUACAUAAGGCACCAGCAGCAUUUGGGCUGGUUUCUUUCCUAAUGCAUGCUGGCCUGGAGCGGAAUCGAAUUAGAAAGCACUUGCUGGUCUUUGCACUGGCAGCACCAGUUAUGUCCAUGGUGACAUUCUUAGGACUAAGUAAGAGCAGUAAAGAAGCUCUUUCAGAGGUCAACGCUACUGGAGUAGCCAUGCUUUUCUCUGCUGGGACAUUUCUUUACGUUGCCACAGUACAUGUCCUCCCUGAGGUGGGCGGAAUGGGGCACAGCCACAAAGCUGACAGCACUGGAGGGAGAGGCCUCAGCCGCCUGGAGGUGGCAGCCCUGGUUCUGGGUUGUCUCAUCCCACUCAUCCUGUCAGUAGGACACCAGCAUUAAAUGUUCAGGUUCCAGCGUCAGUCCAUGGUCGCUUGCCAUCCAGUGAGAACAGCCAACCUGUGACAGCUGCUCACUUCCUCAGUGUCUUGUCUCACCUUGCCCAUCUCCACCCGUGUUCCCAGAGUCCGGAGGGAGGUGAGAGUCAACCCCGGAGUAAUGGAAAAGCUUGUAGAGUAGGAACAACACAUUGUGAUUAGGUAGAGACUUGUGUUGUCUUUUAAAGGGUCUUUGGCAUAUUGAGUACUGAUGUUUCUCUUAACCCUAUUCUCAGGGAAGAUGGAAUUUAAUUUUAAAGAAAAGUGGAGAACUUCAUACUCAAAAGGAAAUAGUAAUUAUGAAAAUACAGUGUUCUGUAAUUAAGCUAAAUGUCUUUCUCCUUAGAGGCUCUGCCAUUUUACCCAUUGAUUUUUAACAUGGUCCUCACCCUGGAAGACUGGUGCUUUAGCAUGUAUGCCACAUGCCUUGAUAGAAGGCCACAGCACCAUUCUCUUACAUGCGGAAUGUGAUUGCAGUUAAUUUGAAAUUAGAGAAGGAAAAUCAGAGCAAGACACAUUGAAAGUUGCACUCAUUCUCUAAAAGGAGAUAGCCAGUGAAAGGGGAUGUCUAAAGAAUCUUAACCACCUCCUUUGCAUAUGCCUCUCUGAAUGUAGCCUGCUAUUCUUUCCACCGGUGCAGCAGAUAUGACUAGUGUUUAAUAGCAUCUCUUUCAAGUUUCCUUGGCAGAAUACCUGCCUCCAGUUCAUUUCUAAAGGACCCAAGUUCUCAUAGGUUCAGGCUAGGCUUUAAUUUUACUCCCAUCACAAAGUAUCUUUGGAAAUUAAGGGAUACUAAAUUUUAAGUGAAUUUGGAUAGUUAUUGACAAUGUUUUAAUGAUCUUGCUAAAAGUAAGACUAUCAAAAUCUGUGUUGUUCUUUUUUCUUCUUUUAAGUAUUUCUUUUAGCAGGUCGACAGUCCCUCUGGCAAGGCACUUGUCCAGCGUGGGAAGCAUUGUGUCUGCUCACAUAAGCAAGCACCUGUAGCAUGAAGAAAGUCUAGCUGUAUCAUAAGUGAGAAGUGUCUGCCCGUUGGCUUAAAGCUUACUGAAAUCAUGUGUCUUGUGUCUUCAUAUUUCCCAUACUUUUCUCCUAACUUUCUCCUCUAGCUCCUCCUCCCUAUAAUUUGCUGCUUACUGCUGGUGGUGAUGUCAGUACUGUGUGAGACGAAUUCUCAUCAGGACACCCACUCCUUGAACUGUGGUGAUGAAGAUAAAAGUGUCUCUGUCCUUUAGUCCCUUCAAAUAAGUUAUUUUUUGUGUCCAGCACAGCUGUGUUCAGCUGUGGAAAUAUCACUUCCUCAUGUGUGAGUUGACACAGUCACUAAUACUCUGGUAAUUUAAACAAUUGAGACAGCAGAAGUGUUUAACAAACUAAGGUAAUUUUCCAUGUUUGCCAAAAUCUGUAUAAAUCCUGUUUUGUCAAUUAAGUGUGUAAUACUGUAUUAAUAAUUUAUUUUUAUUUUUUGUACCACUUGAAAUCACAUUACAUUAAGAGGGAACCAAGAAUAGUUUCUUGAGGACAGUGGAUUUAGUCAUUUGUACAAACAUUUCGUGUGACACAUAAGCCAGCAUGCCCGUUUUCUUCUUUCCCAUUUCAUCACUGGGUCCGCAGCUGUGGAGUUACACUUGUGCGCCCUCUGCUGGCUCCAGGGAAAGAAGUAGCAUAAAUAGAAAACGGUUUUUAUAUAGUGGUGGGCGACCAUGGCAUCUAAUGUUCAAGCCAAGAGAGAGUCUGAAUGACUCUCCAGAUUCAUAGUAACAGUGGUCCUUCUAAAGUAUGGUUGCCUUGAUUCUUUCUAGAAACAUACUUGUCAAGUAAAUAGCAGGUCUUUCUGUCUGGUUUGGUUUGGAUAGAAGUAAUUUCUAUUACAUAGUGUGUGUGAUGAUCAGAAAUUUGUUCUGCUGGCCAAAGCCUCUUUCAGCAGUGCCUUGCCAUCACGCUUAAAAAGUUUGGCCAGAAUAUCUUGCUGGACAGGGCCUUGAGCUCUGGUAAGGAUUGAACAUCAUACUUCCAAAUUUGCCUUCCCCUCUGGACCUCAAUACUAACAGGCUCUCAGAAGUUGUGGGCUUUCCCAGAUCCUAAAGCUGCUGCCUUGGGAGCUACUCAUAUUUCCCCUGGCCAGCAGGCAGAAAUAGCCAUACAAAUCUUACAGGGCUCAAUGCAUCUUCAGGCAGUAGGGAACCACACCGUGUGGCAGAGGCCCCCUUCACUGGAAGAAGAGCUUGUUCAAGUGGCGGGCUGUGUCUCCCAGAAAGGCCAUCUCAACGUUCGCUUCUUAGCAUAUUUUAGUACUGUUUCUUUUCCUGUUUAAAACUGCCUCCUUAGAUGUGGAUGCCUUAAUGCUCAAACGCAUUUGAAAACACUAGCAAAUUUAGUUGCUGCCAUGAUUACAAAUGAAAUCAUAGGCACAAAGAGAUGCAGUAAAUUAUGAAAAACAUGGUCCAUCCUUCCUCAUAACCAAAGUCAAUCUGAAUUUUGAGUCUUUUUUCUUGGUUAGGGCUAGACUUUCUUCAGGUUCCAGGUAUUCUUUUAAGUGGCAAAUUAAGUUGAAAUCACUUCUACUACUCCCCUCAUUUGUUCUCCAAGUAGUUGCUCAUCAGUUCCCACAUCACCAUAGUGAGGUUGUGGGUUUGAUUCUGGGGGUUUUUGGUCCGUGGUUUUGCACUGCAAUAUGAAGAGUUUGGAAACACUCCUACCUACAGAGGCUGUGUGUUCUUAUCAGCCUUCUUCUUCUUCUUAGUUUCUAGUUCAAAACAGCCUGUUCUGGUAGUUUGAACCACUAAAGAAAAGGAAGAGUAUGGCUUUUUUGAGGCGUCACUUCUUACAGAAAGGAGACAAUGUAAUAGUGGCUUUUACUACUUCUAAAUGUCACUGUCUAGUUUGUUGUUUUUCCCUUGAAGAUUCGAACUAGGGGGACACACAGGUAUCUGAGUGUGUGAAGCCCCUGACACAUGUUCCAUAGGUAUUGACCCUGGGAACUAUAGAAUGUCAAUAGUAGAAGCCCCUAAGGGAUUCUUCUGUCUCUUGGGCUCUGAGCCCAAAAGAUUAAGAAUCACGACCACAAUUGUCCCCAACUGCUGCAGUGUAGAGAACUACCCUUGGUAGUUGUAUAGAGGACCCUUCUUUGCAAACAGAAAUUUCUACUCAGUAGAGAAGGGUCCAUGUUGCCCAAAGAGUGACAUUAAAGAUGCUAUGAAAUUAAAACCAAUGAUGUAACCUUUUUGUACCUGAGACAUCUCAUUUCACCUCAGGACACCUGAAGGAGGUGUGUGGCUUACAGAAAAGGACUAGUUAGCUGUUCAGGAGUCCUAGAUAUGUUCCAUCAAACACAGUUGCUUAACACAAAGAGACUAGCUUUGCUCUUUGCCUGGUAGUGUUUUCUGGCAAGCUGAGAGUCUCCUGGGAUUACACUGCAUUUUCCCUGGUUCUGUGGCCUAGACAGUGAUCUUAAGUGUCUCUUUUUCUGGAUACUUUGUACACAUGAAAUCAUUCCAUGGAUGGCUGCCUUAUAAUUUUGUCUCUUUCCACUUUAAUUGUGAAUUGUUUAAAAAUUUCUGAUUUGUUUUCUGAUAAUAAAUUUUUAUUAGUGCAUACCUUA
Dipodomys ordii (Ord's kangaroo rat) is the source of this 5233-nucleotide messenger RNA. It is a transcript of the gene Slc39a9, whose product is annotated as solute carrier family 39, member 9. Gene Ontology annotation, cellular component: membrane. The record is from RefSeq and is a predicted model, not a curated record. The transcript has 7 exons. Gene Ontology annotation, molecular function: metal ion transmembrane transporter activity. The coding region runs from base 689 to 1600 and encodes 303 amino acids. NCBI's taxonomy places the organism in Eukaryota, Metazoa, Chordata, Mammalia, Rodentia, Heteromyidae. Gene Ontology annotation, biological process: transmembrane transport; zinc ion transport.